This is a messenger RNA of Dendrobium catenatum, 810 nucleotides long. RefSeq lists its product as uncharacterized. The coding region runs from base 1 to 810 and encodes 269 amino acids. The record is from RefSeq and is a predicted model, not a curated record. NCBI's taxonomy places the organism in Eukaryota, Viridiplantae, Streptophyta, Magnoliopsida, Asparagales, Orchidaceae. The transcript has a single exon.
AUGGACCUUUUGGUUAUGAGAGAACCAAGUGAAGAUCUGAUGAAAGUUUCAUCUCUAAUUAUUGGUAAAGGAAAGCAAGUGGCAACUAAUUUAAAUGUGGAAACGCCUUACUCAAUGGUGGAAUUUAAAUCAAAUGAUAUUGAAUCCUCAUCAUCUGGUAUGAAUAUCUUUGUUAACACGUUUAGAAAUAAUGUCAAUCUAUCAAAGAGAGACCCUUCAGUUCAAAAUAUGGGUGCAAGCACAUCUGCUGUUCAUGAGAAUGUCCAAACGAAUAUAGAAGGAUUGAUUUAUGAUCCGGUAAAAAUUGGACAUAAUCCAUGGACAAAACAUCCUUACAUCAAGUUGAAUUUGCCAAAGGGAGACUCGUUCAUGUCAGAUGAUGGCAAGGAAAUUAAGUUGUAUGAACCAAAGAUGAUUGAGAAUAUUGAGAAACUCCAAAAAUCCAUUAUGGUGAAGGUAUUUGGUAAAGCAAUUCCAGUUCAGAUAAUAGCUGCAGAAUUGAGACAUCAGUGGUCUCCAUUUGGGAAAUUUCAUAUCACUAUUCUUGGCUCUAGUUGGAUGUUGUGUUCUUUCUUCUCAACAGAUUCUAUGGAAAAGGUGAUUUCUGGAGGGCCAUGGUUCGUAAAUGGCCAUAUUAUUGGGCUUGAUAAAUGGAAUCCAAAAUUUUCAACUACAUUUUUGAAGGGUCUAACAUCUCCUGUGUGGGUGAGAUUUUUGAAUCUUCCACUUUAUUGUUGGGACAAAAUUAAUGUUGCCAGGACUACUUCAUUAAUUGGAACUCCUAUGUUAAUCGAUAGUGAUAUGUUCUAA